AUGCGGCCCGCUCCGGCACUUCGGCCGUCGAGUGUCUCGCGUGUCUUGCGUCCGCGUCACGUCGCCAGCUUCCACCGAUCUGUCUCUCAGCGGGCAAACCGUUCCGUCGCCGAGUUACUACAGUGGAGGCCCGCAGAGAAGGCGGAGGAUGUGACCGUCAACGGCUUCGUCCGGUCCGUCCGGUCAAUGAAAGCCCAUCAAUUCGUUGCUCUCGGCGAUGGCUCGUCGUUGGCUCCUUUACAGGCCCUCGUCCGGGCCGACCGCGCCGAAGACCUGACCGUUGGUGCGGCCGUCCGCCUCACCGGCUCCUGGGUGUCCUCUCCCGGUGCGUCUCAAAGCCAUGAGUUGCAUGUGAGCAAAGUAGAGGUCUUGGGUCCGUCCGACGCAAAGACAUUCCCCAUCCAAAAGAAAUACCAGACACCUGAGUAUCUCCGUACCAUGCCGCAUUUGCGGCCGAGAACUCCUGUCAACGCCGUCUUGCUACGACUGAGGUCCGAAGCCAUCGCAUCGUUGACUCAGUUCUUUGCAGGGCGGUCCUUCACUCAGACACACCCUCCCAUCAUCACGUCGUCGGACUGUGAGGGCGCCGGUGAGGUUUUUACCGUGACCCCGGCCAACGACACGCCUGCGCCGGCCGACAAGGAUGGUUCCGAGGGGUCCUUCUUCCGCUCCAAAAAGUAUCUCACGGUGUCUACCCAGCUCCAUUUAGAGGCCCUCGCGCAAGCUGUCGGCAAUGUCUGGACCCUCUCGCCCGUUUUCCGCGCUGAGAAGAGCGAUACCUCGAGGCAUCUGAGCGAGUUUUACAUGCUUGAAGCUGAAAUGAGCUUCGUCGAUGGCCUCAGCCCCGUCAUGGACCUGACCGAAGACAUGCUACGGUCAUUGAGUACCAAUCUUAUCGAGUCGGCCACGGUCCGGGAUCUUCUUUUCCGAUCACGCACCAGCGGCUCCGAUCUGGCGCCGGCCGAGGAGGUAAGGCGCCGUUGGGAGGGCUUGAUGCGCCAGGACUGGCCGCGAAUCACAUACUCGGACGCCGUCGCACUAUUGCAGCAGAAAGCCGACCUCUUCGAACACAAGCCGACGUGGGGUGCAGGGCUACAAUCUGAACAUGAAAAGUACCUUGCUGAAUACGUUGGAGGCGGUGAGAAACCCGUCUUCGUUACCAACUAUCCCCGAGACAUCAAGGCCUUUUACAUGCGCGAAACCCAGGCGCCGGCCUCUGGGGUACCCGGCCCAACAGUCGAUUGUUUUGACUUGCUGGUGCCCGAGUUCUGCGAGAUUGCUGGUGGGUCGAUGCGCGAGCACCGUCUAGACCCUCUCUUAGACGUUAUGAAGCGACAGGGAAUCUUCAAACCACCAUCAGAAGGUGCCCCUAACGAAAGCUCCUCCGGCGGUCUUGACUGGUACGUCGACCUCCGCCGCUGGGGCUGCCCACCGCACGGCGGGUUUGGCGUCGGCUUUGACCGGCUGCUCAGCUAUCUGGCUGGCGUCCAAACUGUUCGAGACAUCGUCUCAUUCCCACGCUGGCAUGGACGAUGCGACUGCUGA
Chaetomium fimeti is the source of this 1545-nucleotide messenger RNA. RefSeq lists its product as uncharacterized. The coding region runs from base 1 to 1545 and encodes 514 amino acids. Gene Ontology annotation, molecular function: asparagine-tRNA ligase activity; nucleic acid binding; ATP binding. The transcript has 3 exons. Gene Ontology annotation, cellular component: mitochondrion. NCBI's taxonomy places the organism in Eukaryota, Fungi, Ascomycota, Sordariomycetes, Sordariales, Chaetomiaceae. The record is from RefSeq and is a predicted model, not a curated record. Gene Ontology annotation, biological process: asparaginyl-tRNA aminoacylation.